GCAGCGUGGUGUUUUUCAGGACUUAUAAAAGUAUCGUUCUGUUCAUGCAGGAAGAAUUUUUAUAUCAGUGUUGUAUUUCUGUAUUCCUGAAGUGAAGCAUUCUGCAGUCUGGCUGAGAUGAGGUAAUUGCAGUGUCAGUGCAGUUUUUAGGAGUAUGUUUGACAUCCAGAGUCAUCGAGCAGAUGUCUCUCCAACAACGUUAAAAGUAAUGAUUCUUGAUCCUGACCAAAAAGUUAAAGGAAACAUGUCUAUCGAUGCAAGUGAAAAUGGACAGUGACACGUUCAUUUUUGUGACUGAAUGUGGAAUGACAUUCUUUUUAUAUUUGUAGUCAUUUUAAAAGUUUGAAAGUGACUGAUUAUUUCCAGUGUAAAGGUCAAUAGUACAUUUGCGGCAGUAACCAUAAUGAACACUAGAGGGAGUUGUGAGACAUGCUGAAUGUCAUGUAGUCAUCUCUAAUAUUAUCUUCCCCUCUAGUUGUCCUCUUCUUAACAAACCAUGUCAUUAUUUUUAUGUAUACAUAUAUAUUUAUAUAUAUUAAUAUAUAUGUAUUAAGACAAGAAGCUGAAUAUAAAUAAUAAGACUCUUCAAACAUAAAAGAGGACAUUUAGGUUUAAAGGUAUACCUUGUAACUUGAAGCUGAGGAAAACUGGAUAAUAUUUUUAUAAUGAUUCUUUUGUCAUUGUUUCUCUUAUCUGUCUCCCAAUAAUUCCCAGCAUGCAUCUCCAUCUCCAUCCCCUCUCCCUCUCUGUCCUCCUCCUCCUUGUCGCCGGGGCAGCCGUGGUGUGUGUGUCAGUGACGACCACGCUUCAAGAUUUCCGAGGCUGCGCCGUGAGAGAGUUCUCCUUUGUGGCCCAGAAGCCUGGCUGCAAGGGACUGCGCAUCACCACAGAGGCCUGCUGGGGGCGCUGCCACACCUGGGAGAAACCUGUUCUGGAUCCCCCGUACAUCCAUCGCCACCACAGAGUGUGUACGUACAGUCGCACCCGCCACAUGACCGCCCGCCUGCCGGGCUGCCAGCCCAACGUGUCCCCUCUGUACCACUACCCCAUGGCCCUGCACUGCCACUGCUCUGUCUGCUCCACACAGGACACGGAGUGUGAGACCUUCUGAUGGACUGGACACUGCUUACAGCUAACAAUGUUACCAACAGUUUUACUGAUGUUAAAUAAUAACUCUGAAUAAAAGAAGCCUGUCAAAACAUGUGGAAG
Molecule: messenger RNA, 1209 nt
Organism: Labrus bergylta (ballan wrasse)
Lineage: Eukaryota; Metazoa; Chordata; Actinopteri; Labriformes; Labridae
Source: RefSeq, a predicted model, not a curated record